UCCCAGGAGGGCGGGGAUAGGGGUGUGUGCCUGGUGGUACCGGGUAAUGGUCAGGGGAGGAGCGGGUGAAGGGGAGGGCAGUCCCAAGGUUCCGGGCGGUCCCUGAAUCUAAAGGCUCUCAGCUAGGCUGAUCUUUGCCCUAAGCAUAAUCCCGCUAGCCAACCCCUACCCGUUGUGGGUUCUGCUGCCCAGUGCUCUUCAGCAUGUCCUUUAUUCCGGUGGCCGAGGACUCCGACUUUCCCAUCCAAAACCUGCCCUAUGGCGUUUUCUCCACUCAAAGCAACGGCUGACCACUUGGGAUUGGACUGCCUAUUCAGAUGUUUGUCCCUGGAGACAACCAUUGACUUCCUGUGGUUCGUCAUCUAAUGGUGGGACCAUGUGGAAUUUCCCAUCAGCAGUGGCAGGUCAACUGGUGUCAUUGUGCUCGUCUUGUUUAGGCAACUAUACUGUCAAGAGUUUCUAGCCAAAGCCACGGAUUGGUGUGGCCAUCGGUGACCAGAUCUUGGACCUGAGUGUCAUUAAACACCUCUUUACCGGACCUGUCCUCUCCAAACAUCAGCAUGUCUUCGAUGAGACAACUCUCAAUAGCUUUAUGGGCCUCGGCCAAGCGGCAUGGAAGGAGGCAAGAGCAUCCUUACAGAACUUACUGUCUGCCAGCCAAGCCCAGCUCAGAGAUGACAAGGAGCUUCGGCAGCGUGCAUUCACCUCCCAGGCUUCUGCCACGAUGCACCUUCCUGCUACCAUAGGAGACUACACGGACUUCUACUCCUCUCUGCAGCAUGCCACUAACGUUGGCAUUAUGUUCAGGGGCAAGGAGAAUGCGCUGUUGCCCAAUUGGCUCCACUUACCUGUGGGAUACCAUGGCCGAGCUUCCUCCGUUGUGGUGUCUGGUACCCCAAUUCGAAGACCCAUGGGACAGAUGAGACCUGAUAACUCAAAGCCUCCUGUGUAUGGUGCCAGCAAACGCUUAGACAUGGAGUUGGAAAUGGCUUUCUUUGUAGGCCCUGGGAACAGAUUCGGCGAGCCAAUCCCCAUUUCCAAGGCCCAGGAGCACAUUUUCGGGAUGGUCCUCAUGAACGACUGGAGUGCUCGAGACAUCCAGCAAUGGGAGUACGUCCCCCUUGGGCCAUUCCUGGGGAAAAGUUUUGGAACCACCAUCUCCCCAUGGGUGGUGCCCAUGGAUGCUCUCAUGCCCUUUGUGGUGCCAAACCCAAAGCAGGACCCUAAGCCCCUGCCAUAUCUCUGCCACAGCCAGCCCUACACAUUUGAUAUCAACCUGUCCGUUGCUUUGAAAGGAGAAGGAAUGAGCCAGGCAGCUACCAUCUGCAGGUCCAACUUUAAGCACAUGUACUGGACCAUUCUGCAGCAACUGACACACCACUCUGUUAAUGGAUGCAAUCUGAGACCUGGGGACCUCUUGGCUUCUGGAACCAUCAGUGGAUCAGACCCUGAAAGCUUUGGCUCCAUGCUGGAACUGUCCUGGAAGGGAACAAAGGCUAUCGAUGUGGGGCAGGGGCAAACCAGGACCUUUCUUCUGGACGGAGAUGAAGUCAUCAUAACAGGUCACUGCCAGGGGGAUGGCUACCGUGUUGGUUUUGGCCAAUGUGCUGGGAAAGUGCUGCCUGCCCUCUCGCCAGCCUGAAGCUCCAGAAUCCACAGAACACAGCCUUGCCUUGUGAGGAUCAUACUGCAACUGCAUGAGUCAGGAAUGAAUAAAGCUAUUUUGAUUGGGGAAGUGCCACAGAA
Rattus norvegicus (Norway rat) is the source of this 1746-nucleotide messenger RNA. RefSeq names its product fumarylacetoacetate hydrolase (gene Fah). The record is from RefSeq and is a predicted model, not a curated record. Gene Ontology annotation, biological process: L-phenylalanine catabolic process; L-tyrosine catabolic process; aromatic amino acid metabolic process. Lineage: Eukaryota; Metazoa; Chordata; Mammalia; Rodentia; Muridae. Gene Ontology annotation, molecular function: catalytic activity; fumarylacetoacetase activity.